Rotaria sp. Silwood1 is the source of this 228-nucleotide messenger RNA. The record is from the annotation of a GenBank genome assembly. Lineage: Eukaryota; Metazoa; Rotifera; Eurotatoria; Philodinida; Philodinidae.
AUGUCAAAUAAAGAUGAUGAAUCAAUUGAAAUGUUAUAUUCAAAAGCAUGUCUUGAUUUAAAUAUGGAUAUGGAAACAAAAAAUCGAUCAAGUGUUGAACAUGUUUUUAAUAUAUCAUCAAUUAUAUUUGAAAAAUAUACAAAAAUAUUUAUUGAAAUAUUUGGUGGACAUCAAUAUAAAAGAACAUCAAAUCAAAUAAAUCCUAAAUCAAAUACAAAAAAUAAAUAA